AUGGCUGAGAGGCAGCCAAGGAUUUUGCCUAGCAAUACAGAGUCCAACCUGAGAGAGCACGUGAAGGCUAUCACUUUGCGAUCAGGUAAGCAACUAUCUAGUUCUAUUCAUAUUCUUGAUGAUGAUGAUGAUGUGCAGGUAGAUUCAGAUAGGAAAGAUGGAGAUAGCAAGGUGAUGGAGCUAGAGAUGGUAGAGGGUAAGAAGAAGAGUCCUUUCAAGGAAUACCAGCCCCUGAUACCAUAUCUUGCUAGGUUGAAGCAGGAGAAAGUCGAUCAACAGUUCGAUAAGUUUCUUGACUCGUUUAAACAAUUGCGAAUUAACUUGCCUUUUGUUGAAGCUAUUUCGCAGAUGCCUAGCAAUACUUUAGCUGACUUAGGAGCUAGCAUUAAUUUAAUGUCGUAUAGUUUGUUUACCAAGUUGAGGCUGGGUGAGACUAAACCAACUAGGAUGAGCAUACAGUUAGCUGAUAGGACUGUUAAGUAUCCUAGGGGUAUUGUAGAGAAUGUACUUGUUAAAGUUGACAAAUUUAUAUUUUAUGUUGACUUUGUGAUCAUGGAUAUGGAUGGUGAGAGUAAUGUACCUUUGAUUCUAGGUCGACCUUUCCUUGCAACGUCUAGGGCUAUUAUAGAUAUUUAUGAUGGAAAGCUUGAACCUAGAGUAGGGGAUGAAACUUUGCAGGAGAUAUUGCUUGAUAAUCCUUUACAAGUUGCCUUGCAGGCAGAGGAUGAGCAUGAGCUAUCCAAUUAG
Messenger RNA from Ricinus communis (castor bean), 747 nucleotides. RefSeq lists its product as uncharacterized. Lineage: Eukaryota; Viridiplantae; Streptophyta; Magnoliopsida; Malpighiales; Euphorbiaceae. The transcript is spliced from 3 exons. The record is from RefSeq and is a predicted model, not a curated record. The coding region runs from base 1 to 747 and encodes 248 amino acids.